This is a messenger RNA of Dentiscutata erythropus, 201 nucleotides long. Lineage: Eukaryota; Fungi; Glomeromycota; Glomeromycetes; Diversisporales; Gigasporaceae. The record is from the annotation of a GenBank genome assembly.
AUGGAGGCCUUGACUGUAUUACGUAUGUUAGCACCUGGGGCACUUGGCUUGAUAUCUGUGGAUAAAGAUGCCAAGAAAUACUUGAAAGAAGAUCGAAAAUUCUACAAAGGUAUUAAGGUGAAUGAGUUAGAGACAAAAGAGAAAGUUGAUGUUAGAUUUAGUAGUAAAAUGAAAAAAAUAGCGAAAAUAACAAAUGUGAUG